UCUGUCACUCAGAGCCAGACUACUGUUGCAUGGGACUCCUCACAGGAGAGACUGCAGAACCCGCUGAAUGAAGGAUAUUUGGCUGACACAGCAGAGGAAGAAAGACAGAGAUUCAAUCAGUUUCCUGUGCUACAUCUCCAAUAGAAAAUGAAUAACCUACUUGGGAAGCCCCUGAUGUCUGUCCGAUGCUGUGCUGGGAGAUUUGGAUCACUGGUUCCCCUUCUCCGAAAUCCACAUCGAGCGGCAUUGGAGUUGACAAGAGUUUGCCAUUUGAAUACAGGAAACACACUUCCAGAAAAAACCCAAUUUAUAAAAAAGAGGGGCUAUGACAUCACCAGGAACCCACAUCUCAACAAAGGAAUGGCCUUUACACUCGAAGAGAGGCUUCAGCUUGGAAUCCAUGGCCUCCUUCCUCCUUGUUACCUGAGUCAAGACGUGCAAGCCCUUCGUGUUUUGAAGAGCUAUGAGACGAAAUCCAGUGAUCUGGACAAGUAUAUUAUCCUGAUGACAUUACAAGACAGGAAUGAGAAACUCUUCUAUCGAGUCCUUACUUCUGACAUCGAGAGAUUUAUGCCCAUUGUAUAUACGCCUACAGUGGGCCUAGCUUGUCAACAGUACGGUUUAGCAUUCCGGAGACCGCGCGGUCUUUUUAUCACCAUUCACGACAAAGGUCAUAUCGCGACAAUGCUGAACUCCUGGCCUGAAGAAGAUAUCAAGGCGAUUGUGGUGACGGAUGGAGAACGCAUAUUGGGACUUGGUGACCUGGGAAGUUACGGCAUGGGGAUCCCUGUUGGAAAACUCGCACUCUAUACAGCUUGUGGAGGGGUUCACCCCCAGCAGUGUCUGCCUGUACUCCUCGAUGUGGGUACCGACAACGAGACUCUUCUAAAUGAUCCAUUGUAUAUUGGUUUGAAACACAAGCGAGUUCGUGGGAAGCAAUAUGAUGAAUUGAUUGAUGAAUUUAUGCAAGCAGUGACCAACAAAUAUGGGAUGAAUUGCUUGAUCCAGUUUGAAGACUUUGCCAACUCCAAUGCUUUCCGGCUGCUGAACAAAUAUCGCAAUAAGUAUUGUACAUUCAAUGAUGAUAUCCAAGGGACCGCAUCGGUAGCAGUUGCUGGGAUUUUGGCUGCUUUGCGUAUCACAAAUAACAAGCUUUCUGAUCAUAAAUUUGUAUUCCAAGGAGCUGGAGAGGCUGCCAUGGGAAUAGCGCAACUUAUCAUCAUGGCAAUGGAGAAAGAAGGCAUUUCUAGAGAGGAGGCAUUGAAGAAAAUCUGGAUGGUGGAUUCAAAGGGGCUUAUUGUAAAGGGACGUGGAAAUUUGAACCACGAGAAGGAAAUGUUUACUCAGGAUCACCCUCCGGUGAAAACCCUGGAGGAAGCAGUAAAAAUCCUGAAACCUACGGCGAUAAUAGGUGUUGCAGCCAUCGGCGGAGCUUUCACAGAAACAAUAUUGAAGGACAUGGCAGCUUUCAAUGAGCGUCCAAUUGUAUUUGCACUUAGCAAUCCAACCAGCAAGGCUGAAUGUACCGCCGAACAGUGCUAUAAGCUGACUGAGGGGCGCGGCAUAUUUGCCAGUGGAAGCCCGUUCUCCAAAGUGACUCUUCCAAAUGGUCAGACAUUCUAUCCAGGUCAAGGAAAUAACGCCUAUGUCUUUCCGGGAGUGGCAUUGGGAGUCAUCGCUUGUGGAGUCCGACACAUAUCUGAAGAUAUCUUCCUUGCAACAGCCGAGGCCAUUGCUGAGGAUGUCACAGCUGAAAAUCUAGCUGAAGGAAGGCUUUAUCCUCCCCUGAGCUCCAUCAGAGAAGUGUCCUUCAAAAUAGCCGUCAAAAUUGUUAACUAUGCCUACAGAAACAACUUGGCAUCUUGGUACCCUGAGCCUGAAGACAAGGAGUCCUUUGUCCAGUCUCUCAUUUACAGUCCUGACUACGACUCGUUUACGAUUGACAACUACCAGUGGCCCAAGCAAGCGAUGGAAAUUCAAGAUGUCUAGUUACAAACUGUUGAUUUUACGAUUGCACUGUUCUUGAAACACUCCAAGAGUCUGGGGGCUUCAUAUGGAAAUGUACAUAUCAACCUCCCCAAGAAAGCAUUCUGGCAGUAAAAAAAAACAAAAAAAAAACCUACAAACCAAGCUAAUGAAAUGUAAUACACCCAGCUCCCACAAACCAAACCACUACUAUAUACCCCAAGGGAAGGAGAACAGGUUCUAUCCCAUUUUAUCCAAACGGUAUUUAUUAAGAUGUACUUUUUUUUUUUUUUUUUUUUAAAUAAGACAUGAGCUGUUAUUGGUUCAAUUUGUUGUUUUAUUUGGAUUUUUUUUUUUUUUUUUUUUUUACCAGCAGCAGUGGGAUCUGUAUAUACAUCCAUCCUGUAGCUUUGUAAGACCCCAUUAGGCAGCCAAUAACUUUCCAACUAUGGUGGUUGGUGUAGUAAUUUUUAGGCUAUAGGCUGCUUAGCUGUAUGCUGAAGUCUGGACACCAACCAUUAGACACAAUGUUAAUUAUUAUCUAUGUGAUAAGUUUUGAUUCUCGGCACAUGGACUUCAUCUCACUAUAGGUGGCUUAUCAAUCUUCUAAGGUUCGAACUCCACAUUUAGCUCUUUUAGGCGAACGGAUACCUUUUUGAUUGCUAAUGUUCCCACCACAAAACCAUGUUUGUUUAGCUUUAAAUAUAGAAAUGAAACUCCUAGAAAAUGCAACUUAGCUUAAUAUUAAAAAUGUACGUAUAUGAGUGCAAAUUUACAAAAUGUACUUACAUUAACAUACAAUUAACCAUACCAGAAAUAACUUUUUUUUUUAAUAUGUUAGAAUGACCAGCAUACAUCAGGAACCACACAGAUGAUUUUAUUUUUUUCUAAACCAUAAUGAGUCUUCAAGAACACAAGCCAUGUAGACACAUGAAAGCAAUGAAACUGUACGUUUUGUCAAUUUUCUUAAAACAGCAGAUUAGUACAAUCUUGUGAUUUUACGGUUUCUUCUAAUGAUAUAUUUAGAGUUCGUGUCUGAUGGGCUUACAGAAAUGUGUGUGUAUCUUUCUCUGUGGAUUUCUACACUGUUCGUAUUACAGGGUUCAUUUCUGCUGGUUAUUCUGUGAUGCACUGACUCAUCUUAUUUGAAUGUUUUUCGGGGUGAGCAACCACUGCCCUCUCUUAAACCUGAUAUAUUUUAAUCAUACUUUGUACAAUCAUUGGAGAAUGUAAAAUUCUGCUCGUCAUACAUUAAACAAAAAAAGUGGCUUUGUUUA
This is a messenger RNA of Pelobates fuscus (common spadefoot toad), 3242 nucleotides long. RefSeq names its product malic enzyme 3 (gene ME3). The record is from RefSeq and is a predicted model, not a curated record. Lineage: Eukaryota; Metazoa; Chordata; Amphibia; Anura; Pelobatidae. Gene Ontology annotation, cellular component: mitochondrion. The transcript is spliced from 16 exons. Gene Ontology annotation, biological process: pyruvate metabolic process; malate metabolic process. Bases 148 to 1989 code for a protein of 613 amino acids. Gene Ontology annotation, molecular function: NAD binding; malate dehydrogenase (decarboxylating) (NADP+) activity.